AUGGUUCCAAUUCGAGCCAGAGCGCACAAUGCUCAAGGGAGCUCUGGCCAGCUCUCCAUACUCCGGGAAAUGGUUCAAACCGUUUCCCGGGAGUGCGAACCACGUCUGGGCAUGCCUGCCAGUGCUAUCCAGGCCAAAGCCCCGACUGUCGAUGCUUUCUUUGACGCGAUCGCUGCGGAACGUUUGAGGCGCAUGCCGGCAGACGGAAGCCGGCUCGACGGUGCUCUUCGACGCGCAUCCAGCCUCGCCUUUGCCGUGGCCUCGUUACGCGAUGCUGUUGUUUCUUUUAUGGACGGGGCGGACGAAGCCACUAAAUUGGUCUGGGGUGGGCUUUUGCUGUUCCUAGAGAUGGGUAUCGAGCAUGUGGAUAUCCUGGACACCAUCUUUAGUCGCUAUGGGCGAGUCACGCUUCAGAUUUCUCUCUUGCUACAGCAGGAGAGCUUCUUUAGAGAGUCGACUUCGUUGCAGAACGAGGUGGCCAAGACCUACGCCGGUUUGCUGCAGCUGGUGCUACACGUUACCAUGGAGUACUAUGACGCCUCGCGCUCUUUGGACUGGCUGAUCAUGGGCGAACACGUCGAUGCAGCUUUUUUCCAGUUCCACAACAGUUUCAACACCAAUUGGCGGAAACUAUCAGAGCUGGCCUUAUCCAAGAGGACGACUACGGAUGUUGCCUCCAUCUAUCAGUUCCUUGAUCUGCAGGAUCGUCCACUCCAGAUGAUUCUCGAAGGACACAACCACUCCCUGGCGGAUGGUUCUUUUGCGUGGUUUGACCCACAUCUCACGACAUUCACUCUCAGCAACCGUGAGAUGAUGGCAAUAACGGGCAGUCCCGGAGCAGGAAAAAGUGCGCUGGCGCAAUGGACGGUGGAGCGGCUCCAGGUCUCAUCCGAGUAUGACAUCUGGAAUGUCAUUCCCUGCUGGGUACGGGAGGAUGUGCCCAUCACAACGUUGACCCUUACCAUCCUCAAAGGCAUUCUCCUGCAGAUGCUGGACCGAUGUGUCAGCUCAUGGAAGACCCAAGAGGGUAUCCUAUCAUCGGUUCGACAGGCUGCGGACAUGGCCUCAACUGGUGCUACAGACACCCAGGUGGAGGACGUGCUCUGGUCCGCCGUGAGAACGGCAAUGCAGUCACACAUGCACUUCAUCGUCGUCCUGGACGGCCUUGAUCAGAUCAAGAAUGCCAAAGCCACCAUGGCUGGGUUCCUUGCGCGCCUACAAGGUUCUAUCUCCGGCACGUCAUCGAAGCUUAUCAUCUUUUCCAGAGAACUUCCAGCGCAGCAGCAGCUCGGGGAAAGCACUCAGCAACUCUCGCUGAACCCCGCAUUGACUCAUUCCGACCUGCUUGCGGCUGUUACCGACGCCAUCAAGUCGGACGCUCAAUUUUACGGGCUGGCGGACGAUCAGAUUGACACGAUGGCCCAACGCAUCGUGGCCCGUGCUCAAGGAUGCUUCGUUUGGGCGCAGCUCACUCUCGAAUCUAUGAAACAUGAGUCGACCUUCAAGGGCAUGAUGACUGCAAUCCAACAAGCACCAGGCGAUGUUAGCGAGCAGAUUGGCAACCAUAUGAGCACCACUGACAUCGCCCGGCCUGACAUCCGCUGUCUCCUUGCCUGGCUGGUGGUGUCUGAGCGUCCUCUGCGCAUCAAGGAGGUUGAAGAGCUGCUUUCAGUGGACGCGGAGAGUCUCAAGAUAACGCCGCGUCCUGCCGGGGCCGAACGAAACAUAUUCAAACCCCUGGGCCGUCUGGUCAUGGUCCGGGAUGGAUUCGUGGCAUUCCGCCAUUCCAUGAUCCGUGAGAACCUCCGGCAACGAGCCAUGUCGGCAGACAGCAACUACUCGGACAAUCAGGGGUUCCCAUUCAACCUCGAGGAAGCGCACUAUGAUCUCCUUACCCGAUCCCUGGCCUGGACCCGUAUCUGUGUCAAGGAAGAUGUGGCGAUCUCUAUGGACAAAAUGCCAGGGCAGCAGCGCGACGUUCUCUUCGACUCGUAUAUCCUCCUGGAAUAUACUUCGCGCUACUGGUUCGCGCAUCUGCUUUCGUCCCCGAUGACCACCCCCGACCGUGAAUUUGCCUUCACGCCGGUCUUCAAGAGCGCCUUGCCCAGUUCAGUUCUCUUCGCGCAGCUAGAGCUGACCGGCCGAGAGUCCCAGUUCACUCGAUCCAGCAUCCUAGAGCUUUACCGGCUAUCGGUCGCGGUGCGCCGUGUAGCUCUGGGUGAGAAAUCUCCGGCAUUCUUGCAGAGUCUUAUCCUCAGCGCUCGUGCGGCCGACCUGGCCAAGGCUAGCUGGGCUAACGAUCAUAUGUACGAAGCAUGGAUGCUCAGUCGGUCGCAGCUUGGGACGUCCUCUCCGGUCUCCAUGGAGUUGGAACAGCUGAUGCUGACCUCUCCUCAGCAAGCAGGCCGUAGCGACAAGGUCACGCGCCUGCGCACCGAGGCCCUUCGCGAGAUGACCUUAUCCCACUGGGAGUCGACGGAGGUCACUUUCACCCGCCGCUUGGAAUGUCUCACCACCUUGGUCACAACCUACCAAAGCAGUAAUCAACAUGAAGAGGCCUACAGCGUUUCUAGACAGUUCUACCGGCAGACACUUGACAAGUAUGGUAGUCACUCGCCAGAGAGCAUGCAGGCGGCGGAUUUCAUCACCCAGCACUUCCAGAUCGCUUCCUCCGACGAACUCGCGCUGGAAAUUGCGCGUCUCAAGUACGAGAAUAUGGUCCGUUCGAUGGACGUCACCGACCAGCGCCGCAUCUCCUACUCCUUGUACCUCGCUCAGCUAUAUGAGAAAAAGCACAAGGUCAAGGAGGCAGACGCGAUCUUGACCAGGCUCUGGGCCGGGAUCUGCUCGCACGAUAUUGACUCGGAAUGGACAUGGGAGAAAAAGACAAGAGUCGCCUUUGUGUACUACCAAUUCCUGCGUCAUCACGGCCGCCAUGAAGAGGCCAAGAUGGUCCUCGGCGAGUUAUCCUCGGAUCUGGAAUCGGGCGGCAUCCACUCGCAGGCGAUGGCAGACCGCGCCACAAGCCUUCGAGCAGAGGCACGAGCGCAAGGACUCAUCGGCAUGGAGCGGACCCUGUCCAUGCUCAUUUGGAACUACUACCUUGCAAGCGGGGAUCAGUACUCGCCCGAGGCCGUCACUCUGGCCGAAGACCUCGCCGACGAACUAAUGUCCACCCAUACGACGGUUGAUAGUCUCGCGGGGCUGUCUCAAGAGGAGCGCAUCUACAUCCACAGCCUUAUGGACAGCAUCGCGUCGUCGGGCAGCGGUCGCCAUUCCACGUCUGUUCUGAGAUUGUGUCACGACCUCUGCACCCUGCAUGUCCGCGAGGGACAGUGGAAACAGGGCAGUGACUGCGUCUGGUCGGUCCUGAAGCAUGCCUGGCCGGAUGUCCACAAUCCUACCUCCGAGGCCAAGUUCCGAUCUGACCGCGCCCCGUUGAUUGCGAAUAUCGUUCUUGACUACGCGUACUGUCUUUUCCGUCGUCUCGACGUUGCUAAUGCGACGUCGGUCUACGGAAACGCGUUCAAGGCGUCCAUUACCGCGGAGAAAGUGGCCGUGCCUCACCUCACUGCUGUUGUCAAGACCGUGGUUGAGUUUUAUGAAACCACAUUCCAGUUUUCAAAGGCGCUGGUCCUCCUGCACCAGGUCAGCCAGUUCUUCAUUUCUCGUCUGGGCGAUUCCGACAAGCAUACGAUCGAUAGCCUGUACUGUGAGGGUGACUUGGCCGCUCGUCUGGACCGGAAGAACGAGGCUGAGGCUGCGUAUCGCCAUAUCUACCAGGUCAGUAUCCAGGGGGGCAAGAUCAGCUCGACCGGCGUUCGUGCAGCCAUUGCCCUCCUCGGUAUCUAUGAACAAAAUCAGGACCGCGAGUCUGCUCUUCAGGUUUACCGUCAUCUGUGGCCGACUCUGAUACGCUUUGACGAAAAGGAUGGCUACGACCGUGCAUUGCUGGAAGGUCUGCUAGACAAGACCUACAUAGGAUACAUGGGAAUCUUGACCUCCAGUACUGCGGAGGAAGGCCACGCGGAACGCUACACCGUAGCAUCUCAGUACCUCACUCUGUGCAAGAAAAUCCAUGGGCAGUCGAGCCCAGCUACUCGGGAUGCUACUCUCCGGCUUGCGGAGAUCUGCGAGAAGAGCGAUAGCCAUCUCGAAGAGGCACUUGCCCUUUACCGACAUAUCCUAAAGACGAAGGAGUGGGUGCCUCAAACGCAGGCCUCCCGGGCCUUGCCUGAUAUGACGGAUCCGACGGCGAAGAUCGUCAAGCAUAAACUCGCGCAGAUCUAUCUCCGCAAGAAGAGCACCUCCGACGAGGCUCGUGGCUUGUACAUGGAGGAGCUUACCCUGUCCAAGCAGCAGCGAGGUCUGUCAUCUUCCCCGACAAUGUUGUGGCUGCGUGAGGUGGCUCUGGUCUAUGCUUUGAAGGAUACGAUCGAGUCGCGCAACCAGGGUGCAAAUCUCCUACGGGACCAUGUCAACGAGGUCAUCCGCGUCACUGCCAGCCGCGAAGCGGUGAUUGAGCGCGCUCACCGUCUUGCCGAGAUCUAUCUCGAAUGUGGGUACAAAGAUGCAGGCUACGACUUGAUCGACGAGCUUCAUAAGCAGGUCAUUCAUGAAACACCCGCCGCACAACGAUUGGCUCUGAACGAGUACCGACCUGCGGUCUUUGUUGCCGCGUUCGAGGAGGAGUUCGGCAAGAAGAUGACAUAUAACCAGAUCCUUGACGCGCUGUCUCAAGAAAGCGGCGUGUACAAUGAGUACCAGACGAGUCUUUCCAGGCACGACCUCGUCACCACUCUGGUUGCCGGCCAGAAGCUUCAUGUCCUGCAGACCGAGCAGCGACGCACGACGGCAGCCACCAAGACACAGGGCAGCUUGUACGAGUACUUCUGCAACUCGCUGUCUGUUUCGCCCAGUUUGCGCUCCAGGGACGUGGUGCAUCAGUUCUACAACCUCUGUCGUCGAGAGGUACUCAAUGCUGACUACAAUAUCAACAUUAUCAACGAGACUACCCACAUGGUCCGCGACUUGUGCAACAGCUCCCGUUUCCAGGAUGCCGCUGAUUUGACCGGCGUGUUCCAUUCGUUUGUGCACCUGACCGACGGUCUGAACAGCCACGAGGCCAUCUUUACAGCCAUCAAGCUCUGCCUGUAUCUCAACGGUUACCAGACGAGCAAGUGCUCAGACAGCGGCACCGCCAAGCACAUGGCAUUCGAGUCCCAGAUGCUCCUUCAGGAGAUCAUGGCCAGAGCUCGCCAUCUAAAGAUUGAAUUCUCCGAACUUCCAUUCCCCGAACUGAACGAUCUGGCCACAGUCUUGGGUGAACAUGAGAUGUUUGACGAUCUAGAGGCCAUCCUCACCGAUCUCUGGACCUCGCGUCUCGUCCAAAAAACCUGGUCUUCCAACAUGAUCGUCUGGAUCGGUCGUCGCCUGGUAGAAACCCGUUUCUGCCGCGGGCACACCAAUGCCGCAACCCAGCUAGGCAAGGAUAUUUGCUACAACCUACGGCAGGUCUGGGGCAACUGCGACCCCGUCACGCUGGAGAUGACCAAGCUGCUGUCAGGCCUGUACACGGCGUCGGGGAACCACCUGGCGGCCGUGGCGCUGCACGAGACGGCGCUGCACGAGCUCCUCAACGACACCGACAUCGACCAGGCGCAUGCGGCCGACGCCGUCAGCCAGCAUCUGCAGCUGCUCAAGCAUGCUCAGACGCGGUUGAGCAAGGAGAGCAGUCAGGCUGUGGACACCAGCGCGUACGAAGAGCUGGUGCAGCAGGUUGGCACCAAGUUUGGGGUGAGGCCGGAGAGUCUGCAAGGAGCAGGCGAAGACGUGGGAAUGUGGCACCGACCGAGAAGGUUCAGUCUGGAUAUGGGGGAGGAGCAGAUGCAUUCGAACCAUCUGCGCAGCAGCAGUGGCUCGGCGUUGCUGAAUGGGAAUGCGGGGGCUAAGCGGAUUUCGAUUACUGCCUUGUAG
Aspergillus fischeri NRRL 181 is the source of this 5976-nucleotide messenger RNA. RefSeq names its product ATP-binding protein. The record is from RefSeq and is a predicted model, not a curated record. Lineage: Eukaryota; Fungi; Ascomycota; Eurotiomycetes; Eurotiales; Aspergillaceae. The transcript has 3 exons. The coding region runs from base 1 to 5976 and encodes 1991 amino acids.